This is a messenger RNA of Microthlaspi erraticum, 498 nucleotides long. The record is from the annotation of a GenBank genome assembly. NCBI's taxonomy places the organism in Eukaryota, Viridiplantae, Streptophyta, Magnoliopsida, Brassicales, Brassicaceae.
AUGUCCUAUCCGGCGGUUCCUAUCAAGAGCUCUCAUUCUGCAGAUGUGUGCGCUAGAGAGGAACCACUAUCAGAGCCUAAUAAUGACCAAGAGGAGUUGAUAGACGUCAUAUCAGCAGCCCUCUCAUCAUAUCUAAGGAAAUUGCCAUACCGGCAAAGGCAAACUGCAUUAAGCUUUGAUUUCCAGAAUAAGGAAAACAAAGAACCCUUCAAGGAUGGGCUGCACAAGAAGAGGAAACUCUUUACUGGUGGUAUUGUUUCUUGCAACUACAUUCAAGACUUCAAGAUAUCCAUAGGAGGAGUUUCAAACCGUCAGGUCCAGAAUGUAGAGAAGCUAAAGGAGCCUCAACUCUUCUAUUUGAUCAAUUGGAAGGAUAUCAAGAAGAAAUGCUAUAGCCGACCACAACCAUCAUACCUAUGGAGGUUUAAGGAAGGUUUCAAAGGAGGAUCAUACCCAAUCCCAAGGAACAAGGCGCGACCACAUGGGAAUGAUAAAUAA